This is a messenger RNA of Lagopus muta (rock ptarmigan), 2225 nucleotides long. RefSeq lists its product as uncharacterized. NCBI's taxonomy places the organism in Eukaryota, Metazoa, Chordata, Aves, Galliformes, Phasianidae. Bases 431 to 1252 code for a protein of 273 amino acids. The transcript is spliced from 6 exons. The record is from RefSeq and is a predicted model, not a curated record.
AGCCGGCUCUCCCCUCAGACGGUGCUGGUCACACAGCCGCUGCGCGCCGGAGCUCCGGGCAGCACCGAGACGGAGCCGCGGCACGAAGGGAACGGUGCUGAGGACAGCGGUGCCGAUGGACGGAGAGCGGCACCGGGACAGAGAAGGAAGCGUGCGCGGCCAUCAGCCACCUCCGUGUGGGAUGAGGGCGCUGAUGCUCCUUAUCCAGAGGAUUGGGUGGAUGCUGCUUUUGUGCCUCAGGGGAAACCAGAGGUCCUCUCGGUGAAGCACCGAAGCGGAGUCCUGUUGCUGAGCCUGGGCUGGAUGCCAGAGGUCCUGAGAGACGGAGAGAGGCAUGGAGAAUUGGAGAAUAUCCGCAGAGGCUCUGCCAUGUCCUGAAGGAAAUGGUGGAGGAGAAGGCAGCGCACGGUCCUGAGAGACGGAGAGAGGCAUGGAGAAUUGGAGAAUAUCCGCAGAGGCUCUGCCAUGUCCUGAAGGAAAUGGUGGAGGAGAAGGCAGCGCACGCUCUCAGCCUGUCCAGGUCUUGCUGAAUGGCAGCACGGCCUUCAGCCAAUCCUCCCAACUUCGUAUCAUCGGCAAACUUGCUGAGGGUGGCCAUUAUCCCCUCAUCAAGGUCAUUGAUGAAGAUGUUGAACAAGACCGGACCCAGCACAGACCCCUGAGGAACACCGCUGGUUACAGGCCUCCAACCGGACUCUGCAUCACCAACAACGACCCUCUGUGCUCUGCCAGUCAGCCAGUUCUCAACCCACCUCACUGUCCACUCAUCUAUCCCACACUUCCUCAGCUUUGUUAUAAGGACGUCAUGGGGGACAGUAUCAAAUGCCUUGCUGAAAUCAAGGUAGACUACAUCCACUGCUCUCCCCCUAUCCACCCAGCCAGAGACAACAUCAUAGAAGGCUACCAGGUUGGUCAAGCACGACCUCCCCCUUGUGAACCCGUGCUGACUACUCCUGAUAACCUCCUCUUCUUCCAGUUGUCUGGAGAUGACAUCCAGUACAAGCUGUUCCAUCACCUUUCCAGGGACAGAGGUGAGGCUGACUGGCCUAUAAUUGCCUGGGUCUUCCUUCUUGCCUUUUUUGAAGACCGGGGUGACGUUGGCUAUCUUCCAGUCUUCAGGCACCUUCCCCGUCUUCCAAGACUUCUCAAAGAUGACCGAAAGCGGUUCAGCAAUCACCUCUGCCAGCUCCUUCAGCACCCGUGGAUGAAUCCCAUCGGGUCCCAUGGAUUUCUGAACAUUGAUGUUGCCUAGGCGCUCCCGGACCACCUCUUCCCUGACAGAAGGGGGGUCUUCCAUUCCCCAGAUCCUCUCACUGAUCUCCAGGGUCUCAGAUUCCCGAGGGGGAGCUUUUCCACUGAAGACAGAAGCAAAGAAGGCAUUCAGUAUCUCCGCCUUCUCAGCAUCCCCCGUUACCAGAACACCCCCGUCACUUAGCAGGGGAGCCACAUUCUCCCUAGUCUUCCUUUUACUGUUAAUGUACUUGAAAAAACCUUUUUUAUUAUCCUUUAUCCCCUUUGCCAGAUUUAAUUCCAGGCGGGCUUUAGCCUUCCUUGUCGCAUCCCUGCAGACCCUGACGACAUUCCUGUAUUCUUCCCAAGUAGUCAGACCCUUUUUCCACAUUUCGUGGGCCUUCUUCUUUCCUUUGAGUUUGUGCACGAGCUCCUUGCUCAUCCACACAGGUCUCCUGCCACCCUUUCCCGAUUUCUUCCUCACAGGGACGCACCGAUCCUGAGCUUGGAAGAAGAGCUGCUUAAAUGCUGACCAGCUCUCACAGGCCCCCUUGCCUUCCAACACCCUAGCCCAUGAGACAGCUCCAAGUAGGCCCCGAAAGAGAUCCAAGUUGGCUCUCCUAAAGUCCAGGAUAGCAAUCCUACUUUUUGCUUUACUUCUUCCACUCAGGAUCUUGAACUCCACCAUCUCGUGGUCACUACAACCCAAGCUGCCCCCGACCUUUACUUCCCUGACAAGCCCUUCUCUAUUAGUGAGAAUAAGGUCCAGCAGUACCCCUCUCCUCGUCGAUUCCUCAACCACCUGCAUCAGGAAGUUGUCUUCAACACAUUGCAGGAACCGUCUGGACCGCGCAUGCCUGGCCACAUUGCUUUUCCAGCAAAUAUCUGGAUGAUUGAAGUCCCCCAUAAGCACCAGCGCCUGGGAUCGUGACGCUGCUUCCAACUGUUUGUGGAAGGCCUCAUCAACCUCCUCCUCCUGAUCAGGAAGAUCAAAA